This is a messenger RNA of Stomoxys calcitrans (stable fly), 8933 nucleotides long. Its product is annotated as kinesin-like protein CG14535. Gene Ontology annotation, biological process: microtubule-based movement. Gene Ontology annotation, molecular function: microtubule motor activity; ATP hydrolysis activity; microtubule binding. Bases 1991 to 7975 code for a protein of 1994 amino acids. The transcript has 17 exons. Lineage: Eukaryota; Metazoa; Arthropoda; Insecta; Diptera; Muscidae. Gene Ontology annotation, cellular component: microtubule; kinesin complex. The record is from RefSeq and is a predicted model, not a curated record.
UCGAAUGUUGUAAACGUCAAGCCGGCAAGUGAGCGGAAAACUCGUCACGUUCGUACGUUACGUCGUUAUAACGUUACAGUAGUACGGUUAGUUGAUUUGACACCAACAAUAAUUUGAAAAUUGGUAGACACCAAGAUUUUUUUGAGAUCGUACUGAAAUAAUCAGCUCUAAUGAGGGAAUAACAAACUAAGAACAAAUCGUCAAUCUGUUCAUUUACUUUCACUACAGUUUAGAGUGGCGUCGUCGUGUGUUUUUUUUUUGCAACAACAGUGUAGCAAGAAUUUUGUGAAAUAAUUAAAUGAAAGAGAAAUUUCUUUAAUAAGCCUACAUAGCUAAACGAAAUAUGAUUUUUGUAAUUGAAAGUGAAUCUUAAGAAGAUGUCUUAAUGAGCAGUGGUGUUAAGUGAAUUGAAAUAACGCUUCACUGUCAUUUGCCUUAGCGCGUGUGUUUGAUGUGUUUUAGAUUACAGUUUGAUAAAACAAGGCAACGGAGAAAAAAAUAAAUCCCAAAGGCUUUGGUUACUCUCUUUUCCAUUCAAGAGGUGUUGCUUAUCUACCGCCUUUAACCAAAAAAAAGAAAAAUUAAAGAAUCCCAAAGAAGAAAAAAAAAAACACAAAAAAUAAUUCUUUAAUUUAAACCGUCAACUUUAAUUGAUUUACAUUUGAUGGUUAUCUUGGUGUCUCUUCAAGAAAAGAAAGAAAGCUAAGAUAAGAAAAUACAAAAGAAAAACUCACCGUCCAGUCAUCCAUAGUGAAUGAAUGAGUGAUAUCCCCCCCCUUCAAAAGAAUUUUGUCCAUGUGAGUGAACAUAAAGAAUUUCUCAAAACAUUGCAAUACUCACCUUAAAAGCAAAGUCAUUGUGUGAUAAAUGAAGCUAAGUGGCAACUCUGUCUCUGUGUUACAAAGGCUAGAGCCAUCCCUAGUGGGUUGGCAGGUAUAACAAUUCGCCCAAGGACAGUCAACAACAACAACAGCACAAAAUUCGAGUAUUGGAAAAAUACCAUCAUAACAUUAUCAAUGAUAACAAUACAACAAUAAAACAACAACUGCGACAACGAAAAUAAGAAGAAAGCUAAGAAAAAUUGGAAGAACAUAAGUACUGCUAACAAGGAUUAACAAUGGAUUACCUGACAUAAGCAGCUCCAUGGCUUGUGUGCUUCCUUGAAAGCACCCACUCACAUGCAUAACUACGCUGACAUAAAUCGCCGAUAAGAAGUAGAAAAAAACACGAAAGAGUGAGAGAGUGGGGCCAAGGACAUAACCAACCAACAACUAAAAACUUCACAUUUCAGUGAUGUUCUUUAUGGGAAUCGACUCCAAGUGCAUGACCAACACCACCAUCAAGACUUUCUUCUUAUUUGCCCCAUUACAUACGGCCAUGCUUACUGGUCCUUUGUAAUCAUUUCCUCCCACACUCCUAGCUGGUGGCACCAUCACCAAGUAGUAGGGAUCGAAUGGAGAGCGACGCCCAACAUCUUAGCUUGUUAUCGAGCAACAUUACAACUGUAAAAGAUUCCAAUUUGUUGUUGUUGUCUUUGGUGUAUUGUACUCUUGUUGGCUGGCGGCGUUUUUAAUGUUUUUAUGGAUUCACAGGACUUUGUCUCCUUAAACACAAUUCAGCUCUCAUCUCAAGUUUCGAGCAUAUACGAACGAUCGAAUACACAAGAAAUAACAGGAAAUACGAAAGCUUGAGGAAAUGUAGAGAUAACUUCUUCUAGUUUGAUGUUCAAAUGUUCAUGUCUCCUAGGAGCAACACUACCAAAACAUUACAAUACUGCCAUCAUUAUCGAUGUGGUUUGCUCCACUACUCACUUACCCCCUGGAGUACAUUACAAAACAAAGGUUGAUGAAUGUUACUUCAAGUAAACGACAACAGUGUCGCAACUGAAGGCACAAUAAACGAACAACAACAACAACAACGACAUCAUUAGUCUUGUAAAAAUUUUAUUUCGAAAAAUUUUUUACAACGAAAGUGUAGACAACGAAGCGAAAUGUUAAAACGUUCUAAAUCGAAUCGCUCGCAAAGGGCGAAUCGUCGCAGUGGCAGUGGCAAAGCAGCAGCACAACAGCAGCGAUUGGAGGCUUUGGAGGACAGCAAUAGGCACAGCGAUGGCGAUUCAUCACAGUCUUCGAUAACAACUCCAGCAGUUUUUGCCUCUGUUCAUCGGACACGACAUGCGGGCUUAAAACGAAACGAUAUGGCUGCAAACAACGGAACUACAGCAGCCAUUGUCCAUACUCAAGGGACCAUGGCGGCGACAACCGCCUCAACAGGAGGAGUAGGAAUGAAGCCCACAUACCAACAAUAUCAACAACAACGUAGAAUUCAAUUUCAACAACAACAACAAAAACAGCAAAUGCAAUUGCAACAACCCUACUACACGGUAAACAUUGCAAAUUUGCCAAAGUCCAAUAAAGCCUCAGUGGCAUCAGGAUAUGCUACAAAUGGGGUCAUGGGAAGUGGAGUUGGUGGUGGUGGUGGUGGUGUUGGUGUAGGUGUAGGCAGCUAUGACAUUCAACAUCAACAAAUGCCUGCCAACAACCAACAGCAGCAGCAGUUUAUGCAGGCUGGUCUUACUCAGCAACGUCUAAACAAUGGCCACAUUCAACAGCAACCGCAUCAACAUUCACAGCAAACGAAAUCCCUCAAUACACAGGCAAUGAGCCGCAUACCAAUCCAACAUCAAAAGAUGCAACCACAUCAGCAACAGCAAACAACACAACAACAGCAGCAACAACAUCCUUCACAACAUCCACAAAUGCAGGCGGCAGCAUCAUCGUUCAAUCACAUUUCGAAAAAUGCCACAAAUCUAUUGAACGAUAUAUACGAGCGUAACUUGUUGAGCCAUACGACAUUUGUGGAAAGUGAGCAACAACAACAGCAGCAACAAUUGCUGCUGCAACAACAGCAACAGCAAUUUUUGCUGCAACAAAGAAAUGCUGCCAGGCCUCAAAUUCCCCUGCCUACGCAAUGGUCACAAAAGGGCCCCUUAAGGACUUUUAAUAAAAUCAUAGCGCCCCCCACGUCGGGCGCCAAUUAUCAACAACAUUUUCAAUUUUCCGACUCCUAUGUGGAACCGGUGGAUACCAAAAAAUAUUUCCUGCUGGAAUCGCAACAUCCACCACCACCACCAGCUCCCCUAAAUCAUGUCUAUGAAACCAUACGCGAGAGGCCACCUAUGCCGCCGCCACCGCCCGAACGUAAUCAGAAUCAGGCAACACCCCCACCCUUGCCACCCUCGCGUCUGCUCAAGAAGAAAUUGAUGGCCAGCCAAGGUGGCGUUGCAACAUCUGGCAGUGCCUCCGGCACCAAUGGCCGAGCACAUAAAUCUCACAAAAAGUCCAGCCAUGACAAGGAUGUGGAUAAGAAAGCGUCACAUGGCAGCAAAUUAACGCACAAUCAGCCGCCCGCUUAUGUGGCCCCGCCACCACUUCUGGCGGCCAAUGGUGCAGCGCCGAAAAUGACGCCGUCAUAUCCCUACAAUCCCCAGCAAAGAACCAAAGCCGAUGGAGAACAUAAAUCCAUGCUGUAUCAGCAGUUGAGGGAACAGAAGAAUGCACAUCAGCCCCAGAAAAUGAACCAAAAUGCCAGCAACGAAGGCAACAGCAAUGGUGGGCAACAUUUAAAUAAUAACAUGCCAAAACAUGUCUCCUCUGCAUCUUCUUGCCAGGCGACAGGCAAUGCAACGCGUGAACAUCCUUUGGGAGCCCACGAUGAAAAUGCCCCACACCAACGUGCAGCUACAAAUGCCUCAACUACCUCCUGCAAUAAUAACACAAGCGUACCCAAUGAAAGCUUCUCAUCCCUAAUGGAGGAGCAUGAACAGGAAGUCAUGCAACAACUCUCGGUGGAACAGACCCUGCAGCAGGCUGGCCUAUUGCCCACCAACGGUGGCGGCCUCCAUCAGCCAUGCUCGUCUACAGCUGCCACGGCUACGGCCUUGCAAAAUAAUAAUGGACGCAACAAUAGACCCUCAGCCCUGCCCAUCGUAUUCGAAGAGGAUACGGGCGAGUUUCAGGAUGUGUUGGUACUCGAACAGGAUGGCACGGCCAAAUUGCCCUACCGGCAUGGCAAAAAGAUUGAAGUCAGUCUUGAAACGGCACAAGCAAUGGCUGCAGCCGCCUAUUAUGCCAGAGCGGCUCAGAAACUUGCAGCACAAAGUACAUCAUCAAAAUCAUCACGCACCACCGAUAUGGCAAAUACUUCCUCACGCAAUGGUGGCUUCUGUGGCGCCUUACAAAGGGCGCCACCGCCCAUGCCACCCGGUUUGGCGCGUCGUUUGGCCAAUAAGGAGAAUUAUGGCAUAGGCAAGGUUAAAGUUAUGUUGCGUGUAUCUGACACUCAUACGGAUACGGAAACUCCCCAUUUCAUGGCCGUGGAUAAAAAGAAGCGGCAAGUCACCCUAACAGAUCCUGCGGCGGCCUCCAAUCUGGCCGCCUGCUCAUCACAAGAACGAGGGCCCAUGGUGGCCGCACCCAAAAUGUUUGCCUUUGACAAUCUCUUCACUGCUGAGGAUCAACAGUCUGAUGUUUGUGCCUCUGCUUUGUCUGAAGUAAUCCCUGCCGUUUUAGAAGGAUCCGAUGGCUGCCUGCUUACCAUUGGUUAUCCUAAUUCCGGUCAGUCCAAGACUAUGCUGGGUGGCGUUAAUCCGCCCACGGAAUUAGGUGGCAUUCCUUGUGCGAUUUCUUGGCUGUACAAAGGCAUCAACGAACGCCGUCAAAAGAGCGGUGCCCGUUUUUCGGUGCGUGUCAGCGCUUUGGGCGUAAGUGCCACGAAACCGGAUUCAACGUCAAAGGAUUUAUUAGCUGCUCAUGCGACGGACUCUGAUGACUCUCCGGGGGUUUAUUUGCGUGACGAUUUUCUGGGUGGCCCCACCGAGUUGCGUGCCCCCACUGCCGAACGUGCUGCCUUGUUCCUAGAUGCUGCUCUGGCUGGCAGACCACCACAAGGUGGUCUGGAGCCAGCCAUGAUAUUUACCCUGCAUGUCUAUCAAUACAGUCUAUCACGUAAAGGUGGAGUGGCCGGAGGACGAAGUCGUUUGCAUCUUAUCGAUUUGGGAGGCUGUGCCAAUCGUACGGGCGGUUUGCCUCUAUCGGGCAUAGGAAAUAUUCUGCUGGCCAUCUUAAGUGGUCAGCGGCAUCCGCCCAACAAGGACCAUCCUUUGACGCCCCUGCUGAAAGAUUGUCUGGCUCCGUUGACAUGUCAUGUCUCCAUAAUGGCUCAUGUUAUGCAUACCCAGUCGCAUACGGAUGCUUUGACCACCAUACAAUUGGCCUCACGUAUACAUCGCAUGCGGAGAAGAAAACAUCGCUUUCCCUUGGCAGGUGAUAAAUCAGCAGUGGGCGGCCUCACUGCAGGACUAAAUGGUCAUCAAUCUACUGGCUCAUCGGCUGGUUCCGGUGCUGACCCUUCCAGUUCAGAGCUUUCGGCUGACACUGUCAUUUAUAUGGGGCCAGGAGAUGAUGCCACCGAUGGUGAACAUCCGCCAGUGUAUUUGCCCUCUUUGAGCAGUGGCGAUAAUCGAGGAGUGAUGAGCAAGGCACUCAAAGGUAGUGGCGUGGAGAAACAGCAGCCCAGUCCUUCCAAAAUACCAAAUUCUGCCAAAAAGGCCAGCGCACAAAAAGCACCGCAGAGUCCCAGUGUGGCUGCCAGAACGGGUAGUUUAAAGCGUGGCAUGGCCCAUAGUCCCACACCUCAGGCAACGCAAAAUACCAAUGCCAUCAGUGGCGAGCAGCAGCAGUUCUAUUCUCCUGUCCAUAGUGUCAAAACUUUGCCCAACUCCGCCUCCUCGCCCAAAAUAGUGGCGGGCUCCCUUAGGCAUCCUGGCAUGACGAUGAUGUGCUCUAAGGCUUCCAAUGUGCCCUCGCCCAAGGGUUCCCCCCUAAGAAGGCCUGGUGUGGGAGGUUCUGCAGCGCUUGCCGGUGCUACAGAGGCGGUUGAAUGUCCUGGCAGUCCCAUGCGCAAAAUCACCGAGGAACAAUGGAUUGAUGGCCCUAGAGUUUCGCGAGCCAAGGUGGCCGAGGCUCGCCAUUUAAUGCGUGAGGUCAAUCACAUCAAGCAAUGUGAAACCUGGAUAGAUGGUCCCAAGUCACAAUCGAGCCGUUCCCUGACAGCAGGCAAUUUGCCCAUAGCUCCUUCGCAAGCUCAGGGUUAUGGUUUCAUGGAUUCCCAUAAGAAGUCCAUGAUUCGCCAAUGGGUGGAGUUCCAAACGUCACAAGUCUUCCAAACCGCCUCGGCUGGUUCCUCGCCCACCCAUACCCACCGUGAACAACAGGCCCAACAUUUGCGCAACAUUACCUUCCAUAUGGCACAAUUGAAGCAAAAGUCCCUGGACAACAACGAGGAUAUCUAUGCCACAAGUACAAGGCAGCAACAGCCGCAAACUCUCAACAACCAGGCUAACGCAUCCGAUCAACACUCUCUGCACAGCAGUCAACUGGAAUUGGUGAAUCCUUUAGGUCCCGGCCUUACCAACGCUCUAAGUACCACCAAUGCCUCAGCACCAGCCGAAAUAAGAGAGUCCCAUCACUAUCGCCAAAAUUCGGGACACUCACAACCAGCCGGCCUAUCCUCCUCAACACAUCUGAAUCAUCAUGCACACCUGGACAACUUUAAUACCGAUGAGACUGAUUUACACUCCAUACACUCGCAUGGAAAUGUGGGCUAUGGCCUUAUAGGUCAUCAACAUCAUUCCCACACACAUCUGCCUCCCACCUCAGCUUCGGACUCAAAUCUUCCUAUGGAUCGUCAAAACGAUUGUGAUGAAGACCAAGAUAGUGGUCCUUCAGAAGUGCCACCAGCAUUACCCUUGAUAGAGCCCUUGGGCUCCAGGGAAAUAUCCCAUGAGAGUCUACAUCGCAUAUUGUCAAGGCAUGUGUCGCGGGAGUCGUUAUACCAGCAGCAGCAGCAGCACCAGGAGCUGAGACGGCAUGAAGUGGAACAGCAGCAGCAGCAGCAGCAACAACAUAUGGUGCAAAGGCAAUUAUCACGACAAUCCUCUCACCAUUAUUCGCAACACAGCAUGGGUAUGUCGGAUUGUGGUCUGCAGGUGACCGAGGAGGAAAUUGCUCGCACCAUGUCAGCAGGAGGAGGUGACCAUCCCUUGGCGGCUUUGAGUCACGUGGAGAAUAUGUCCAUAGUGUCCAGUUUCAAUAUGGCUGGCGAUGCGUUUAGUGAUUGUGCCAUGGGUGAUAGGACAAGAAAUCAAUUUGACCAAUUAGCGCGUUUACGUGAGAUAUUUACCUCGCAGCUGGCCAUGGCCGAAGUAACACCGGUUUUUCGCAGCGGUUGCGAUGUAGGUAGUGUAUACAGUGAACCGGCCUAUCGUUUUAAUACCGGCCCAGGAAGUGUAUGCAGCGAACCACCCUAUAGACCACCCAGCCCAAGACAACCUUCACGAAGCCCCAGCCAAGGAAGUCUGCCGAGUCUGAAUGGCAUUAUGCAAAUUGCAGGCAUGGAACAGUAUGCCUCUCUGCGACAUCCUGAUGGUGCUUCAGAUCCUAAUUUACCCAAAAUUGAGAAACCCUUUGUGCUGGAGCAUGAGGAUAUCUGUGAAGUUGAUGAGAAAUCGGCUUUGCUCUCUCCCUCGAAGAGAUCCUCUUUGGAUCAUGAGCAGGAAGAACAUGAUGAUGUGGUGCUCACACAAUUGCAUACAUCCCUACCCAUAACCACACAAUCCCAGCUACCUCUGUUGCCCUUGAAUACCUCCUCCGAGGCCUACGAUAGUGGCCAUGACAGUUCAACACCGCGCACCUCCAAACAUUCAGGCAUAUCUCGCAGAGCUGAAAGUGGUUAUCACAGUGUGGCCACAGCGCGCGAUAGUGAUGAGAGCAGUUUUACCUCGGGCCUAUCGAAAGAGCAUCAUAAUCGCAUUACCGUAAAAAAGAAGCGACAGGAGAAAGGUUUGUGCACCUGGCUAAUGAAUCCCUUUACCUGUACUUAUCCCGAGACUGAGGGAGAAAUCAGUGAUUUCUAAACACCCGCUGUCCACACGAGCUAAUGAAACACCCACCACCAAAAACGGCAUUUAUUGUCCUGUAACUGUAUAAAAAUGUAGUAGGCUAUACUUCCUAAUACCCUAUACUAUAACCACAAAACGAAGCAUGAAUGGAAUGAAACAAAAAUCGAAGAAAAGAUUCAAAUCGAAAUUUAUUAUCAAUCUCGAAAUUCAAAGGCCAAAUUUUAAUUUUAAAGAAAAGAAUUUGAUGCAAAUAUGAUAUGACUGACAUUUUUUAAAAGUAGUUAUGACAAAAGAUUUAGAAAACAAAAACAAAAACAAAAAUUAUAACAAAAUAUUCCCAAAUAGCCACAAGUAAGAUGAUGACUAUGGUGAUCACUUGAUCGCAAUGAAGGCGGAAUGCAUUAUGCCCUGUUAACUUAAGCUUUACUUUGAUGGCAUACCUAAAAGCUUUGGUGUAUUUAAAGCUUAAAGCUUUUGCUCAAGCUUUCAAGCUAUCCCCUUCCCUUCUCUAGCUAUCUCAUCAUUCUCUCACAAAAAAGAGAAAACUCACAUUUGAAAUCGCACAAAAGAAAUACACAACACUUAAUUAUUUCAUAGUCAAAAUUAUGUUGCAAAGCUUUUCCUAUUACCCACAAAGUGACAACAACAUCAACCGUAACAUAAAAAACAGCUUUUUUUAAGUUCUUAAAAAAAAGAAUUACAACCAGCCUUAACUAAAAUGAAACUUUUUCAUCAUUAAAGCCCUCUAUGUUAUUCUUACAAAAUAUCACACUCACUCUCUUUGUGAUGAAGCCAAAGAGAAAGCUUUACGUAUAUUAUUACUAUUAUAAAUACUAUAAUUAUUAUGAUUAAUUUUUUAGUUAUUGUUACAAAUAAUUUUUUCAUUGUUAUUAUUGAUAUGUGUUAGCAAGCAGAAAAUAUUGCACAAGAUGGGGUAAGUGUUGAUGCAUAAGAAGGAGAAAUUCGUUUUUUA